Molecule: messenger RNA, 1640 nt
Organism: Phragmites australis (common reed)
Lineage: Eukaryota; Viridiplantae; Streptophyta; Magnoliopsida; Poales; Poaceae
Exons: 12
Coding region: 124-1554 (476 amino acids)
Biological process (GO): protein phosphorylation
Molecular function (GO): protein kinase activity; ATP binding
Source: RefSeq, a predicted model, not a curated record
UCAGCACAAGCCCCGCCCCACCGGGCGCGAGUGGGGGACGGGGCAUCCUUCUCCCUCUCUAGCCCCUCCCACGCGUCCGCGGCCGUAGUCGCCUCGUCCCGUCCGCCCGCCCGCCCGCCCGCAAUGCCGCUCGCGCAGCUGCAGGACAUGCGGGAUCGCCUCUCCGACCACAUACGCCCCUGGAGCCGCUCCGCGCAGUUCUGGGUCCGCGCCGCCGACAUCUACACCAGCUACAAGGUGUGCCAACUGCGGGCGGGGUUCGUGAAGGAUGAGGAGGAGCGGGAGGCCAUAUGGGAGCAGCAACACGAGGUCGGCGCGCAGAAGAUGUACUCCCUCUGCUCUGAGCUCGGCGGCCUCUUCCUCAAGGCUGCUCAAAUUCUGGGUAAGCCCGAUUUGGCGCCGAUGGCUUGGGUGAAGAGACUUGUUAUGCUGUGUGAUAAGGCUCCAGCCACGCCAUUCGAUGUGGUUAGAGAUGUUGUGGAUAAACAGUUCGGGAAGAACUUUGAUGAGAUAUUUGAAUUCUUCGAUGUCGAGCCUGUUGGGUCUGCUUCUAUUGCACAGGUGCAUCGAGCAAGGCUUAAAUUAUCAAAGACAGACGUUGCUGUCAAGGUUCAACAUCCAGGAGCUGAACAGCUGAUGAUGGUUGAUAUCCGGAACAUGCAAGCAAUGGCCUUGUUUUUGCAGAAGUAUGACAUCAACUUUGAUCUUUACUCUGUCACCAAAGAGAUGGAGAAGCAGAUAUGCUAUGAGUUUGACUUUCUGCAUGAAGCGAGGGCAAUGGAAACAAUACGAGAAUUCUUACGUGUCACCAAUAAGAAACCUCCGGUUAUGGUGCCUCGUGUGAUUCCUGGAAUGGUUAGCAGGGAGGUUCUGGUAAUGGAAUUCAUUGAAGGGACCCCAAUAAUGAAUCUUGGCAAUGAAAUGGUUAAAAGGGGCAUAGAUCCUGGUGGUAAGAUUGCAGCAAUGGCAAAGCAGAAGAUUUUAUCAGAUCUUACACUUGCUUAUGGUCAAAUGAUCUUGAAGGAUGGUUUUUUCCAUGCAGAUCCACACCCAGGAAACAUCCUUAUCUGUAAGAACACAGAGGUGGCUUUACUUGAUUAUGGACAAGUGAAAGAAAUGCCAGAUGAUUUACGACUUGCUUAUGCAAAUCUCGUAAUUGCAAUGGCUGAUGAUGACUUUUUGAGGGCUGAAGAAAGUUUCAGGGAGCUGGGUAUCAAAACAUGGACCAUAGCUGAUAAUGAGCUAGAAGAACUGUUUCAAUUAUCCCUGAGAAUGUUUGAUACAAGAUUACCACCUGGUGUAACUUUUAUGUCACCCUUUGCUGAUGAUUCUUCACUUAAUAAAAUUGGAGUGCAGAGCUUCCCAGAAGAGCUAUUUUCGGUGCUUCGAACAAUACAACUUCUGCGUGGGCUGACUGUAGGGAUGGGCCUUAGAUUCUCGUGUGCUCAGCAAUGGAAACCAAUCGCUGAGGAAGCUUUGUUAAAAGCUGGGAGACUAAGAGCUGCAAAAUCAAGAAAGCAAAAGAGAAGUUUUCUCAGAAGAAUGUUUUGGUGAAGUAGAGAUAGCAAGGACCAAACAACGUGGUAUAUGAAACAUUUUCGAAGAGCUAGAUGAUAGCAUCUUUUAGAUUAGACUUUUUU